This is a messenger RNA of Candidula unifasciata, 369 nucleotides long. NCBI's taxonomy places the organism in Eukaryota, Metazoa, Mollusca, Gastropoda, Stylommatophora, Geomitridae. The record is from the annotation of a GenBank genome assembly.
AUGGUUAUUGCAGUGUGGCUGAUCUACAUUGCUCUCAUUUCAUGGGGUCGUAUGCAAGAUAAACAGGAUGAGAUCAAGACAGCCGUGACAGUGCUGGAUGACAACAAAGAUGAGCAUAGUUAUGUCUACCUUAUUUGUGUGGUCACUGGAUGGUCCACGUCAUCUGCUACCACCUCAAAUGUAUUUAUUAGUCUCAAGGGAUCUUGGUACCAGAGUGAAAAUCAUGUGUUACAAGAUCCGUCUCGUCACCUGUUUCGGUCUGGUGCGGAGAACUGGUUUAUGUUAACAACAGACGAUGACUUAGGAGAGCUGAACUCUGUUGUUAUCUGGACUGAUUACUCCGGAGCCUACCCUUCCUGGUUUGUAUAA